Molecule: messenger RNA, 2673 nt
Organism: Penaeus monodon (black tiger shrimp)
Lineage: Eukaryota; Metazoa; Arthropoda; Malacostraca; Decapoda; Penaeidae
Gene: Ddx1
Product: ATP-dependent RNA helicase Ddx1-like
Molecular function (GO): RNA helicase activity; nucleic acid binding; protein binding
Source: RefSeq, a predicted model, not a curated record
AUAAUACACAUAAACACCGGAUCCCGUUCGGACUGAAAACCGCUUCUUCUGACAGCCGGGCGAGCGAUCACGGCGAAGGGAGAAAAAAACGCCUAUUUAUUUCUACUUUGAAGUCCAUUUCCGAAGCCCUCCAGCCAUGGCAGCUUUCGAAGAAAUGGGCGUAAUGCCAGAGAUAGCGAAAGCUGUCGAGGAGAUGGACUGGACACUCCCCACGGAUGUGCAGAACGAAGCUGUGCCCCUCAUCUUAGGAGGUGGAGAUGUGCUGAUGGCCGCAGAAACAGGCAGUGGCAAGACGGGAGCUUUCUGCCUGCCCAUCCUGCAGAUCGUGUGGGAGACGCUCAAGGACAUCCAGCAGGGCAAGACGUCCAAGGUCAACAAGGAAGUCUCACCCCACUGGCUUAUGAGCUUCUUUGACCGUGAUGCGGGCAUGGCAGUGACGCCCGAUGGCCUGCGGUGCCAGUCGCGUGACCCCAAGGCCUGGCAGGGCGUCCGCUGCACUAAGGGGGUUGUGGGCAAGGGCAAGUACUACUACGAGGCCACUGUAUCCGACGAGGGGCUGUGCCGCGUGGGAUGGGCAACGCCUCAGGCUGCCCUAGACUUGGGCACGUGCAAGGCAGGAAUGCAGAGAUGUCCUUCAACUUUGGGGCAACAGAAUUCAAGUUUCCUCCUAAGGGGGGCUUUAUGGCUAUCUGUCAGGCUCCUAAGGAUUGCACAGUAACCUCAGGCGUCAGAGGCGGAGACAAGCCGCAGAAGGUGGAGAACAAUGCCCCUCAGGCCAUCAUUAUUGAGCCCUCUCGGGAGCUAGCUGAGCAGACCUUGACUCAACUCAAAAUGUUCCACAAACACUUGGACAAUCCUGUAGUACGUGACUUGUUGGUGGUAGGUGGCAUUCCAGUGAAGGACCAGAUUGCAGCUCUCAACUCGGGUAUUGACAUUGUGUGUGGCACUCCCGGUCGAUUGGAGGACCUCAUCAACACGGGGCAGCUCUCACUUCAGUCGUGCAAAUUUUUUGUACUUGAUGAAGCAGAUGGUCUAUUGAAACAGGGACAUGAACGCCUCGUUAAUAACAUCCACAGUGCCAUCCCAAAGAUCACAUCUGAUGGAAAGAGGCUCCAGAUGAUUGUCUGUUCUGCUACACUGCAUUCCUUUGAGGUCAAGCGUAUGGCUGAACGCCUGAUGCACUUCCCAACUUGGGUUGACCUUAAGGGAGAAGAUGCUGUUCCUGAGACUGUUCACCAUGUUGUUGUAACAGUUGACCCACGUGCUGACACCACCUGGUCCACCUUGCGACGCCAUAUCCCCACGGACGGAGUGCACCAGAAGGACAAUGUGCGGCCAGGAAACAAUACGCCAGAAACCCUGAGUGAAGCUGUGAAGAUGCUGAAAGGAGAGUACUGUCUGAAAGCCAUUGACACCCACAAGAUGGACAAAGCUCUGAUCUUCUGCCGCACAAAGCUUGACUGUGAUAAUCUAGAGCGCUAUUUCAAUCAAAUUGGUGGAGGACCCAAGAAUCCUGCCAAUCCCUACUCUUGUGUAUGCCUCCAUGGUGAUCGUAAGCCCAACGAACGCAAAGCCAAUCUUGAAACCUUCAAGAAUGGGCGAGUCAGGUUCCUCAUUUGCACUGAUGUUGCUGCCCGUGGAAUUGAUGUCAGUGGCCUGCCCUUCAUUAUCAAUGUGACUCUGCCGGAUGAGAAGAGCAACUACGUACAUCGCAUUGGCCGUGUGGGCCGAGCAGAGAGGAUGGGUUUGGCUAUCUCCAUUGUUGCAGCUGUGCCAGAGAAAGUGUGGUACCAUGGUGAAUGGUGUCCAACGAGAGGACGCAACUGCUACAACACUCGCUUGACGACAGAAAAAGGCUGUUGUACGUGGUAUAAUGAACCCCAGUACUUGGCUGACAUUGAGGAGCACCUGGGGGUGACCAUCCAGCAGGUGGACAAGGAGAUGAAGGUCCCCGUGGACGAAUUUGACGGGAAGGUUGUCUACGGCGAGAAGAGAGCGGCCGCGGGUUCAAACUACCAGACGCAUGUGGAGCAGCUCGCACCUGCUGUGAAGGAGCUAGCAGAACUAGAGCGACAAACGCAGACCAUCUACCUGAAACGUCAGUAUGGAAAGGAGUAUCCCUGGACACGAUAAGGCCAAUUAUAGUAUUAAAAUUUUUCUCUUGUAAUUUCUUAUUGCUAUUAUAACAAAAUGGAAAGCAAGUGCUCAAUGUUUGAUAUUACAAAUAUAUCACUCCCAUUUAUCUUCCAUGUUAUUAGUAUUGCAGUUACAUGUUAUUUGGUAGCUAAUCAAGUAAUAGAUAUUUGUGAGCUGCUAUCAUUGUGGUUUUGUUUAAUACAUUUAGUUUUCAGUUCGUGAGGCAUUAUCACGAUGGUUUGGUUUUCCAUUAUUUUUAUUUUUUAUCCUUUCAUUAUUAUAUGCUGUGUAAUCCAAGCUAAGGUCUCAUUGUGUGAAUUAUGACAUGCUUUAAAUGUAGAGAUCAAACUCAUAUUUGAAGUUCAGACAAGUUACAUGUGAAGGGUACUACGGAACAAAUUGUAAUGGAGUGAAAAUGUAUUUGAUGUAUCUCGCAUGUUUUGGCUGUGCCAUCUUCCUGCUUUUCCUAUGUGAUUGAGGCACAAGUGUGUCAUUUGCCAAUCAUGGUUGGCAGUUAAAAUAAAUGAUGCAAGAAAU